AAUUUGUGCUUAACUCAAACAUCAGUCUACCAGCAGCUUGCUCCUUGUUUUUCUUUUUCUUUUUGAAUUGACGUCUUUACUAAAGUUUUUAUCAUGAAAUAAAAAUGGACCAAUUGUUACAUUCAGUUCUGUUGAUGGGAGUUGGCUUGCUUAUUAGAUCCUUGACUACUAAUGACUUCAAGAGAGAGAAAAACUAGCCCAAAAAUAUCACUUUAUAUUCGUUACAACAUAUGUGUUCAUGCACAAUAUAGGCACUGUUUACUGGCAAAGCAAGCAAUACGUACAGCAAUGGAAAGAGAGAAUUCAGAGCUGUACCUUCGCAACUGUCAGAUUAUGCGGGAGAAUGAGAGGCUGCGGAAGAAAGCUCAACGUCUCAACCAGGAGAAUCAAGCUUUGUUAUCAGAGCUGAGACGGAAGUUAGCAGCUAUAAAUGCCAAGCGGAAACCUGAAUUUGUAGUUGAUAUGGGUUCGAGUUCUGCCGGUGAUCAAAUGGAAGCCAACAAAAGUCAGGCACUGGAAUGA
Solanum dulcamara is the source of this 522-nucleotide messenger RNA. RefSeq names its product protein LITTLE ZIPPER 3-like. NCBI's taxonomy places the organism in Eukaryota, Viridiplantae, Streptophyta, Magnoliopsida, Solanales, Solanaceae. The transcript is spliced from 2 exons. The record is from RefSeq and is a predicted model, not a curated record. Bases 172 to 522 code for a protein of 116 amino acids.